UCAAGAACAGCCCCGUUACAAAGACAGAACAGACGCACCACAACACCUGAGACGUGCGUGUUUAUUUCCCACUACACGCUUUACUGGUGACCUGAGGGGCGUGUGUGGGCGUGAGACAUGGCGCUGCGGGCGGUGGGCGGCGCGGUGAGGCGGGCGGUGUUGGGUGUGAGCGGCGGGCGGGCCAUAGUGACACCCACACUCAUGCCGGCUAUUACAGCCAUGAGCCAUCCACAGCCACAUCGCCACUAUGCCAUGCGCCAGGAAUUGACAGAGCAUGGCAUUGUGUGGAGACGGCCGCAGCGCAUCGAGUCCUGGAAGCCUGCUAAAUCUGGGGACCUGUCGCCCUACGUGGAGCCGCAGGACGAGAGGGUCAAGGCAAAGUUCUUGGCUGUUAAGGAAGCACUUGAUGGCGUUGAUGAUGUAACACGGCAGCUCCUGACCCUGAAGUUUGGCACCAGGGCGGAGAAAGUGAGGGUGACCAGAUAUAACGUUAUGAGAGACAUCCAGCGGCACCAGUACGACACGGGGUCACUAGAGGUCACCAUUGCCAUGCUGACAGUGCGCAUCAGGAAGGCUCAGCAAGUCCUCCUGACCAGCAAGAAGGGAAAGAAACACACAGUGAGGCAGCGCGUGACCCUUGACGAGACCAUUGCGCGACGUAAGAAGCUGCUGAAACACCUGCGCCGAAUGGACUACAAGCGCUUUGAGUGGCUCAUUAGCAAGCUGGACAUCCUGUACCGCCCGCCCCCAAGAUACGUGCGGUGGGUGACUCGUAAAAUCUCGCUGCGGAAACUGGUGCGAGAAUACGGCCAUGCGCUGCGAACAGAGAGACUCGCAGCCUACCGGGAGCAGCUGGAGGGGCAGAAGAAGACGUUCCUGAAGGAGAAAGAGGAGGCACUGGAGUGGAUCGCCAAGACGGAGGAGGAACUUGGAGUGCCGGUCUCUGUAGAAGUGCCAGGAGGGAAGUCUGGGGUGGGAUCUGCGUAAAAUGUGUUUAUUUUCUUUUUGUAGUUUUUGUUUUAUUCGUAUUUUUUCAUCUUCCUCUUCUUUUUUUCAUCUUCCUCUUCUUCUUUUUCUUGUUGUCGAUUUUUUUCUCUUCCUCCUCCUCCUCCUCCUCCUCCUCUUUGUUCUUUCUUUGUUUUCUUUUUUGUUUGGUUUGUUAUUCUGUAGGUAAUUUCUUUCUUCCUCUUCUUCUUUUUCUUGUUGUCGAUUUUUUUCUCUUCCUCCUCCUCCUCCUCUUUGUUCUUUCUUUGUUUUCUUUUUUGUUUUGUUUGUUAUUCUGUAGGUAAUUUCUUUCUUUCUUCUUCUUCUUCUUCUUCUUCUUCAUUCUGUAAUCUUGUAAUCUAAGUGUGCCUGUUGCUGUUUUUUUCUCUUUUCUUUGUUUUCCUCUUCUUCCUCUUCCUUUUCCUUGUCUCUCUCCUUUUUCACUUCUCUUAUUUUCUUUUCCUCCUUCUCCUCCUUCUUUCUUCUUUUUUUUCUGUUCCUCCUCCUCCUUCUCCUCCUCCUUUCCCUUUUCUUAUUCCUCAUUCUUCUCCUCUUUUCCUCCUCCUCCUCUGUCUCUUUUUUUUUCAUCUUUUCUUCUUUAUCUUCAUUUAAUUGUUCUUCCUCUUCUUUGUUUUCCUCCUCCUCCUCUUCCUCCUUUCCAUAUUUCCAUCACCUUUUUCUUUCAUAUUUUCUUUAUUAUCAUCAUUCUUUCAUUCAUCAUUCUUUCAUUCUUUUCUUUAUCAUCACCUACUCUAUUCCUGUCUUUAAUUUCCUUCCUUCCUUCUUUUUUUUCAAUGUUUAUAUUUAUUUUCUUUCUCUUUGUCUCUCUCUCUCUUCCCUUGGCCACAGGAUAAUGCGAUCAAUUAAUUUCUUUUGUAAAUAAAUAGUUGAUUCUACAUACAUAUA
Scylla paramamosain (green mud crab) is the source of this 1890-nucleotide messenger RNA. RefSeq names its product small ribosomal subunit protein uS15m-like (gene bonsai). The transcript has 5 exons. Gene Ontology annotation, cellular component: ribosome; mitochondrial small ribosomal subunit. Gene Ontology annotation, biological process: mitochondrial translation. NCBI's taxonomy places the organism in Eukaryota, Metazoa, Arthropoda, Malacostraca, Decapoda, Portunidae. The record is from RefSeq and is a predicted model, not a curated record. Gene Ontology annotation, molecular function: RNA binding; structural constituent of ribosome. Bases 118 to 987 code for a protein of 289 amino acids.